This is a messenger RNA of Oldenlandia corymbosa var. corymbosa, 3475 nucleotides long. The record is from the annotation of a GenBank genome assembly. Lineage: Eukaryota; Viridiplantae; Streptophyta; Magnoliopsida; Gentianales; Rubiaceae.
CAAACACUCUUUGAGUCGCACCCUUUAUUUAUAGCAAAUCGCACCCAAUUUUACUGGUGAACUAACACCUCCUCCUCCCUUCCUUCCUUCCUUGUUUUUAAUUUCUUUUGUCUCCCCCAAAAUUUAAAAUCCAAAUUCCCAUUUCCAUUUUCCCUUUGUUUUUGGAAUUAACGAAACGAUGGAGAAAAUGACCGUACAUGAAAAUGGAUAUGGGAAUGGGAAUGGGAAUGGAUUCUGUACUAGUACGCAGCACCGCUACCAAAACGACGACGAUCCGUUGAACUGGAACGCGGCGGCGGAGUCGGUGAAGGGGAGCCAUUUGGAUGAGGUGAAGAGGAUGGUGAGUGAGUACCGGAAGCCGGCGGUGAAGCUGGGCGGCGAGACGCUGACGGUCGCGCAGGUGGCGGCCGUGGCGGCGUCCGACGGCGGAACGGCGGUGGAGCUGAGUGAGGCGGCGAGGGCGGGGGUGAAAGCGAGCUCGGAGUGGGUGAUGGAGAGUAUGAACAAAGGAACGGACAGUUAUGGGGUCACCACCGGUUUUGGCGCCACUUCUCAUAGAAGGACAAAACAGGGAACUGCUCUGCAGGCCGAGCUUAUUCGAUUCUUGAAUGCUGGAAUAUUCGGAAACGGGACGGAGUCUUGCCAUACACUACCUCAUGCUGCAACAAGGGCUGCAAUGCUUGUAAGAGUUAACACCCUCCUGCAAGGUUACUCAGGGAUUAGAUUUGAGAUAUUAGAAGCUCUUACAAAGCUCCUUAAUCACAAUAUUACUCCAUGCUUGCCUCUCCGAGGCACGAUCACUGCCUCGGGCGAUCUCGUCCCAUUGUCAUACAUUGCGGCUUUAUUAACUGGCAGGCCGAAUUCCAGGAGCGUAGGGCCUAGUGGUCAGUCACUCAAUGCAGGGGAAGCUUUUGAACUUGCCGGGAUCAAAGGCGGCUUCUUUGAGCUGCAGCCUAAGGAAGGUCUUGCACUUGUUAACGGAACAGCUGUAGGGUCUGGAUUGGCCUCUAUUGUUCUGUUCGAGGCAAAUAUACUUGCAGUGUUAUCUGAGGUCUUGUCAGCUGUAUUCGCUGAAGUUAUGCAAGGUAAACCAGAGUUUACCGACCAUUUGACGCAUAAAUUGAAGCAUCAUCCUGGUCAGAUUGAAGCUGCAGCUAUAAUGGAACACAUUUUAGAUGGAAGUGCAUAUGUCAAGGCAGCAAAAGCACUACAUGAAAUGGAUCCACUCAUGAAGCCAAAACAGGAUAGAUAUGCGCUUCGAACUUCACCACAGUGGCUUGGACCUCAAAUUGAAGUGAUCAGAUCCUCAACUAAAUCAAUUGAGCGCGAGAUCAAUUCAGUUAAUGAUAACCCUUUGAUUGAUGUGUCCAGGAGCAAGGCCUUACACGGAGGGAAUUUCCAGGGGACCCCGAUUGGAGUAUCAAUGGACAACACUAGACUAGCACUUGCAGCAAUCGGGAAGCUCAUGUUUGCUCAAUUCUCGGAGCUUGUCAAUGACUUCUACAACAAUGGGUUGCCUUCAAAUUUAUCAGGGGGAAGAAAUCCAAGCUUGGAUUAUGGUUUUAAAGGAGCUGAAAUCGCAAUGGCGUCCUAUUGUUCUGAGCUUCAAUUUCUUGCCAACCCUGUCACUAAUCAUGUCCAGAGCGCAGAGCAACACAACCAAGAUGUCAACUCCUUGGGAUUGAUAUCUUCGAGAAAAACAGCAGAGGCAGUAGAUAUAUUGAAGCUCAUGUCUUCAACAUACUUAGUUGCAUUGUGCCAGGCAAUUGACCUGAGGCAUUUGGAGGAAAACUUGAAGAAUGCAGUGAAGAACACAGUGAAUCAAGUGGCAAAGAAAGUUCUUACAAUGGGCCUCAAUGGGGAGCUCCAUCCUUCCAGAUUCUGCGAGAAGGAUUUACUGAAAGUUGUUGACAGGGAACAUGUGUUCACAUACAUCGAUGAUCCCUGCAGCGCUUCUUAUCCCCUUAUGCAGAAGCUCAGGCAAGUUCUUGUUGAUCAUGCCCUGAUCAAUAAUGAUGACUUGAAUAUCAAAAGUUCAAUUUUCCUCAAGAUUGUAACUUUUGAAGAUGAACUGAAAACCCUUUUACCUAAAGAAAUCGAAAGUGCAAGGAGUGCGUUCGAAAGUGGGAAUCCUGUGAUUCCAAACAAGAUCAAGGAGUGCAGGUCUUAUCCAUUGUACAAGUUUGUCAGGGAAGUUCUGGGGACUACAAUGUUGACAGGGGAGAAAGUAAAGUCCCCAGGAGAGGAAUUUGACAAGGUUUUCGCGGCAAUUUGCAAGGGUAGAUUGAUAGAUCCAUUGCUGGAAUGUAUCAAAGGGUGGGAUGGUGUUCCAUUACCUUUACAUUGAGCUUUAUUACCCAAAAAUUAAAUGCGUAUUUUCAUCUCUUAAGGUAGAAGACAGAGUUGGUUUGAAGAUCUUGCAAGGAAACAGUUUGUUUCAGUACAGCAUUAAAUUUGUUUUCAGUUCACCAGUACCUUCUCUGCUGUUAUUGACUUAUUGAUGUACAGAAAACUAUUGUUUGUUGGAUUUCUCAUCAGCCAAAUGGGAUAAUCUCUAAAACUGUUUGCGCUUUUUUUUUUUUUUUCUUUUAUGAUAAUUCCGAAUAAUUAAAUAAUAAUUAUUCUAUCUAAGCAUACUUUUUAACGUUUCCUAAUUUUUUUUACAUUUUCAAUAAAAAACACCUAAAGAGAUUAAUUUGAAAAUAAGAAUGCCAGCGAUUCGGGGAUAGAUAAAUCAUGAGGUUUUUAAGUAUACACAAACUAAAGAUCUCCACUCAACCAUGUCAUGCGCUUUCGAACCCUAAGGUCUUUCAAUCUUUUUAUCAAUUGCUAAGACUCCGGUAUCUAGAAGACUAAAACAAACAUCAUUCCAGAAAACCUUGCAUGCUCAAAAAAUCCAAUCAUCGAAAAGAUGCACGAAAUAUCCAAUCAUUAUCAACUGUUACCAAAAAAAAAAAAAAGCAGAGAAAUUGGUGGCAGUAUCCAUUAUUAAACCCUAUGCUAUACAUAUUGCAGAUAUAUACUAAUCUGCACCCAAAACAAACAUGCUUAACAUAAGAAGGUCCCAAGUUCAGGGAAGAAAGGAUGAUUUAGUGUAGCGGCGUGAACUGUAACGACAGCUAAUCGACACUGACAAAGAGGAUUGACAAAUUUGUGUACAUAACCUAGCAACAAUCUUUACGGAAUAAACAGAUGCAGCAUAAGGGGCCAAAACCGUCAAAUGUAACACAAACCAGAUUCAAAUUUAUAACUAUAACUCAACCUAAAAAGGAAGUAAUCAUCAGCAUUUAUUCUUUCUCCACUGGAACUUAUCAUAAUCACUUCCUUCGACAACUACCAAGGUGCAAUUGGAACUUAAAAGAAAAGAGAGAGAGAACUCCAGAAUCCAGAUACCUUACCUUAUUUGAAACUUAAUUUAAUGCGUGCAAGCUAUUCUGAAGUAUCCACCAGAAGAGAUUUGCAUCGAUUACCUGCG